CCCCGCCCCUGCGUCCCGCGGGCGCCAUUGCCGCGGCCUGCGCUGGGCUCUGCUCUGCGUCCGCUGCGUGUGCAGGCCACAACAGUGACCUCUUCCCCUGUCAGCAUGGCCUCUCAAAAGGACAUGGACAAGAGGUGGGAGAAGAAGCAGCCAGAGAACAAAAUGAAGGAGCCAAAGUGCAGCCCCAAGGAUGAGAAGGAGGAGGAGAAGGUGGAGGAUGACAAUGCUGAGGAGAAUGACUAUGAGAACAAUGAAUAUGAGAGGAAGACUGAUGAGAAUGAAUAUGAACAGGAUGAGGAAGAGGAGGAGUAUGAGAAGAAUGGCAUCAUGGCAGCCCUCUCUGUACCACCCAAACAGAUGAAUCUGUGCCCUGAGUGUGGGCAGAGCUUCCCACCUGGCUCAGAGCUGGUGAAGCACCUCUGUCCCUACCCUGGCACCCGGCCCUUUAUCUGUGGUGACUGUGGCAAGAGCUUCACUACAAGCUCCAGACUAAUCCAGCACAACCUCAUCCACACUGGAGAGAAGCCCUUCACCUGCUCUGACUGCAGUAAGACCUUCCGCCACAGCUCUACCCUCACCAGACACCGCCGUAUCCACAGCGGUGAAAAACCCUACAGCUGUGUCGAGUGUGGCCAGAGCUUCCGCCGGAGGAGCCAUCUUAACGUCCACCAUCGCACCCACACUGGUGAGAAGCCUUUCACCUGCCCUGACUGUGGUAAGAGCUUCAGCGAGAACUCGACCCUCAGCAGCCACCGCCAUACCCACACUGGCGAAAAACCCUUCACCUGUGCUGACUGUGGCCAGAGCUUCGGCCACAGGAGCCAUCUCAUUGUCCACCGUCACACCCAUACUGGUGAGAAGCCCUUCACCUGCCCUGACUGUGGUAAGAGCUUCCACCAGAGUGCCAACCUCAGCAGCCACCGCCGUAUCCACAGUGGUGAAAAACCCUUCACUUGUGCUGACUGCGGCCAGAGCUUCGGCGACAGGAGCACUCUCGUCCGGCACCAUCGCACCCACACUGGCGAGAAGCCUUUCACUUGCCCUGACUGCGGCAAGAGCUUCAGCCAGAUUUCUGGACUCACCCAACACCGCUUCACUCACACUGGAGAGAAGGCUUUCUCCUGCCCUGACUGUGGCAAGAGCUUCAGGAUGAUCUCUACCCUCCGCAAGCAUCGUCGUAUCCACACUGUAGAGAAGCUGUUCCCCUGUGCUGAGUGUGGCAAGAGCUUCACCACAAGCUCUGAUUUCAUCCGGCACCAACUCAUCCACAGUGGUGAGAAACUGUACAGCUGUGCUGACUGUGGCAAGAGCUUCUGCCGGAGUGACAAUCUGACCCAACACCGCCUCAUCCACACUGGUGAGAAGCCCUUCAGCUGCCCUGACUGUGGUAAGGGCUUCAGCCAGAACAGCUACCUGACCCGACACCGCAUCAUCCACACUGGUAAGAAGCCCUUCACCUGCCCAGACUGUGGUAAGAGCUUCAGCCAGAUCUCUACUCUCCGCAUCCACCGACGCAUCCACACCAGAGAGAAGCUGUUUCCCUGUGCUGAGUGCAGCAAGAGCUUCACCACAAGCUUGGAUUUCAUCCAGCACCAACUCCUCCACAGCAGUGAGAAACCAUACAGCUGCACCGACUGCGGCAAGAGCUUCAGUCAGAGCUACAAUCUAACUCAACACCACUGCACCCACCCUGGUGAGCAGUCCACACAGCAGGGGAUGCACAAAUAGAUCCACCCAGGGUCUGUUGGGGUAAUCCUGAUCCCUCUGCAAAGAUCUUCUAACUUUUCCCUUGGCACACAGAAGCAAAAAUAAGAUGACAGCCUUUUUCAAGCAACUCCUUGGUUCCAUCUUAGUUUCUUUUGGGGGAUCCCUAAAAGAACCUUCUCUCCCGAGACAGCAGGUUGAGAGAGCAUAUUUAAGCUUUGAACCUCAUGACUGACGCUCACUCAAAUGGCCGAAGGGCACUGAUGAGGCAGCAGCCUUGCUGUUGAAAGCAGAGUCCACAGUAGAGCAGCAAGGCCACUGCUGGGGCAGUGGCAAUGUGUUUGUUUCUCAUCUUUUUAGGCCUGCUACUCUGGGGAAGUUAUGCUGGGGAGGUUGUCAUUUCUUUCUCCCUGCCUGAAAUUACUAUACAGAAUUUUGUUGUGCAAGCCCCCAAGGGGCUCUUUAACACUACUGAUCAAUGUCACUGGCACAUAACAGGCUUCAUGGAGUCUGAUGCCAUCAUGGCAUGGAAGUUGACAGCCCUUGUGUGGGGACACACUGUGCCCUGAGGUGGCCAGUCCCUGAGUGGCAGGAAGGAUCCAGGCAGAUUUCUAGGAUGGUUAUCACCCCCCAUGGCCUGGGACUUCACCUGAGCAAAGGUGAGGUGCCGGCGGAGCACCUGGGUACAAUGACUCUUUGUUCACCAAUAUGGUUAGAUGGUCACAGUCCAUUUAUUUCCGGUGUCACAGAGACUUACUGUCAUGGAGGGUAGCAGGCCCCUGUCGUGCAUGUUACAGUGUCUCACAUUGAAGGCCAAAGCAAUUGCAAAAACCCAAAACAAUACUACAGCACCCAUGAGAAGAUUCCUCCCUAGGAAGGGUAAAAGGUAAACAUUGGCUUUGUUUUGGUUUGGGAGGACCUUCGUUCUAAUGCCCGCUGACCACCUGUUGGGGGCUGAUCUCUGGGUGGUCUUACAGGUUGUUUGUGGUAAGAAUUGUCCAAUUGUAUGAGUUAAUUAUAAUUUGUACCAAUCUGUAAAAAUAACAUAAAAAUCACCUGAACUGGUUAAGCACUCCCCUCUUAAACAUUAUAAAAAUGGUGUGUCUGCUUUAAUCGGGAGCUCCUGCUCUCUAGCUCCUGUGCUCCUGUUGCCCCUGCGCUUCAGCUUCUGCCAGCUCCUAUGAUCUCUCAACCCUGCUGAACUUGCUCAGCACGGAAUCAACAACGUCCAAUCCUCGGAAAGUCCAGACAACGCCCUAAGCUUCAGUAAUACUUCGAAACUCUGCUGAACUGCUUGGAACAGUGAGUAACCAACAGACUCAUUAUUCAGAGACUGAGUGACUUCUCGAGACUCAAAGAACUCUCUUAAAAAUCAAAGACUCUCUUUAUUUAGCUGUUUCUACGACCGCGGACCAAAGAAUCUACGUGGGAUAGUCAUAAUAAGUUUGGGAAGGGGAUUUCUCGUGCUUUAGUAAUAAAUCAUUCAGUUUUCUUUUGUAUCGGCCUCGCAUGUUUUCCCCAUAAAUUUCCCCAAACGACAUUUUACGACACUUACAUGCCUUCUUGCAAGAGGCAUGCACAACUAAGAUUGGUUACAUAUAGAGGGUACAGGGUUACGUGUGAGGCAUACAUAGGCUGAUAUACAAUAGCAUUCUACAGGGGUCAGCCCUCAGGCUGGCCAACCCAGCCCCCUUGGGCUGGCUAACUCUGCCCACUGCAGCUGUGUGUGUGGGGUUCUACCCAGUGUCUGGUAUCUUAACUCCCAAGUUGGGCCCAAGGACACUUCUCAGCAUGGGUUGCUCAUAUUUAUCAUUUCAUGUCCUCUGCUAGCAAGAAAUUCACCCACAGUGAGAAACCCUGCUAGACUGACUCACCAGCUGACAGAAAGGUGCCUUACUCCAGUGAGAGCUAGCAGGUUCUUGCACUCUGCUGAGGCCUGGCCUGUGCUUACUAAGCCACAGUUCAGUAUGCUAAGAGGACUAUGGCUGAGGCAGGCACCCAAAUGUCACCUGAGGAUACCAUGGUUGAGAUGGUUUAAGUAUGCAAUUUAAGUCAUGAGUGUAAUUAAGAAGGGAUUUAAGUAUGAGAAUCAAAUGAGAUGGUGAAAUGUGUUGAACUGUGUGGAACCUAAGCAUGACACAAAUGGCAUUGAAUAAGGAGUGUGUCAUGGAAGGCCAAAAUAGGCCUGAUAUGUAUCCUGGCUUGUUCAGACAUGAUCUCCCACUCUCCCUCCUCCUGUACUGGAGUGGAGAGUAGUGUGGUAAAGAAGCUUGGAGACAUCAAGCCUGAGAACCCAGGGCUUGCUUAGACUUGUUUUGCUGUGGUAAACAAAGGACAUUUAUUGGCUUGUGUUUACCUUGUGCAUGGCCUGUACUUUCCCAUAUUUGGGUAAAGCAAGCCCUUGGCUUCACCUAAUUGGUUAGCUUUGGCAGAGUGCCAUUCGGAUUGGCCAAUCUCUGUGGCUGAAUGGAGCCAUCAGACUCAGACAAUUAAUAAAAUAGGAGUUGUAAACAA
Messenger RNA from Pogoniulus pusillus (Red-fronted tinkerbird), 4218 nucleotides. RefSeq names its product gastrula zinc finger protein XlCGF57.1-like. Gene Ontology annotation, molecular function: DNA-binding transcription repressor activity, RNA polymerase II-specific; RNA polymerase II cis-regulatory region sequence-specific DNA binding. Gene Ontology annotation, biological process: regulation of transcription by RNA polymerase II. Lineage: Eukaryota; Metazoa; Chordata; Aves; Piciformes; Lybiidae. The coding region runs from base 106 to 1728 and encodes 540 amino acids. Gene Ontology annotation, cellular component: nucleoplasm. The record is from RefSeq and is a predicted model, not a curated record. The transcript is spliced from 2 exons.